Molecule: messenger RNA, 597 nt
Organism: Mesorhabditis belari
Lineage: Eukaryota; Metazoa; Nematoda; Chromadorea; Rhabditida; Rhabditidae
Source: the annotation of a GenBank genome assembly
AUGCUUCAACUCGUUCUUUUGGCCUUUCUCGUCACCACUUUGUCAGCUGAAACGUGCAAUUUUAACUCGAUCUACAAUCCGAGUUUGGAGUUCUGCGUUUUCGCAUCGCAACAAGACGGAAAUGGAUUAUGGAACGAUUGGAGUGAUUGGUCUAUCUGUUCUGCGACAUGUGGCCUUUGUGGUACUCAGAUUCGAACUCGAACGUGUGCUUCUCAACCAUAUGGGUGCCCAUGCACAGGAAAUGCAAUGGAAGUUAGGCGUUGUGGAGCUUCGGGGUGCACGGGAAAGCCUUGUUGUGACGGGACUUAUAAAGCCGUGGCUUAUGACGGCACGAUCUUUUGCCAGCUUGAGCCGCCGAUAACUCCUCCCGGCACUUGGCAGCCUUGGUUUGCCACCUCUUUCUGCAAUGACACUUGUGGUAUGUGCGGGACCAUGACGCAAGCACGUUAUUGUAUGCCGACUGGUUCACAAUGCAAUGGGAACUUCACUCAGCAGAUUGCGUGUGGCGAUGGCUGGUGCUCGUCGCCGAAACCACCUUGCUGCCCGGGUUUUAUGAAGAGCCAGAAUCCAAUCACCAACGCUGAUAUUUGUGUCCCA